Exophiala xenobiotica is the source of this 1012-nucleotide messenger RNA. RefSeq lists its product as uncharacterized. The record is from RefSeq and is a predicted model, not a curated record. The coding region runs from base 332 to 652 and encodes 106 amino acids. The transcript is spliced from 2 exons. NCBI's taxonomy places the organism in Eukaryota, Fungi, Ascomycota, Eurotiomycetes, Chaetothyriales, Herpotrichiellaceae.
ACACCCUGCAGGCAUGACACCGGAUUCCAUGUGUCUUUUCUAUACUGCGGUACCACCCUCCAAGACCUGAAAGAAGCUUGUAGGGAGCUCGAUCUGUGAGUGGAUGAUGACGUCGAUAAUUCCGCACUCCAUUUAAUCACUGAUGGAGACCACUAUUGCUCUCGACAACACCUCAAUUGAGGCCAAUACCGUACAGCUGUUCCUGCACGGGCCGCGCGGUGCAGGCACGACGGCCGUAUACGAGGUCGAGAUGCUUCAGUCAGGGGGGAUCUGACGCCAAAUGUGACAAAAGUCUUCCCCAUUGAUAAAGUCAUCCUGCACCUGACCCUGGAUGCUGUGCAGGGUGCAUGCAUACUCAUCUCAGCUUUGGCGAGCCCACAAGCCAACUUGCACGCGCUAUCUCGAAACGCGCCCAGAGUCUGACCCAAGGGAUGAGUUCAGUAGCUCUCCACAACACCAACGAGAACCCACAGCGGCCCGUGUCUCGAGGUGUCAAAGCACUUCGAGGUCCAUACGAGUAUCUCGGACUGGAACGCUGCAAAUGGCGGUCAACAGAGUCAGUGCUCGGACUCGCCAGUGUUUCCGGAAAUUCUGUUGUUUCUGGAAUGCCGUUUGUCGGCCAGAACGAACACUCGGACAGCUGACACCAUGAGGUUUCCGCUACUAACAGAAGACAUUGGAGCUUCAUGCGGUUCGCAUGCGCAAAGAGCUUGCGUAGCGGCAUCGACUAUAUGCGAGCUACAAACAGCUGGUCCUUUUUCUUGUGCGGAGGCAUGAAUGCAGGCUGCAUCCACCUUUCUGCUUGGACGAGGUGUGGUAUUUCUUUCUUGCAUCCAGUAUGAUGGCGAUGCGUGGUGGGUUCUGGCCUUCGCAAAAAGACCGUGAAUGGGUAUCCCAAUUCCCAAGAACAAGGGCCCAGGUGGUCCAGCCCCACGGCAGGUCGAGAUUUACUAUGAGGCAUUUUUCGAAAGCCAAUCACAGGCUCCAGAAAAUCUAAGCCUAAUGCAACGCU